AUGGAAAUCCUCCUCUCGGAUUCCAGUAGUUACAAAAUUUUGUCUCGUAACCCGUGCCCGAAGAUUUUGAAGGCAGUUAGAUCUGCUAUUUCCAACUCCUCAUUGGAUGAUUCUACCAAGCUUCGUCUUCUUCCGUCUAAGGAAGUGACCCCUCGUAUAUAUGGGGUCCCAAAAAUUCAUAAAGCCAACAUUCCUUUGAGACCCAUUGUCGAUACCAUUGGGUCUCCAACUUACAAGUUAGCUGCUUUUCUUGCCAAAUUAAUCUCCCCGCUUGUUGGUAACUCCAACUCCUUCAUCAAAGAUUCCAACCAAUUUGUUCAGUUUAUCAAGGACACCAAGUUGGACCCUCAAGACACGCUUGUGAGCUUCGAUGUGGUGUCCCUCUUCACCAAGGUCCCUAUUCUAGACUCCAUAGAAAUUGUCAAGCUUAAGGUCAAUGAGGACAUCGCCUCUUUGGUGGAACUUUGCUUAAGGUCAACCUUCUUCGCCUUCCAAGGCGUUAUCUAUGAACAGGUUGACGGAGUAGCCAUGGGCUCCCCUCUCUCGCCGGUCAUUGCCAACAUAUUCAUGGAACAUUUUGAAGAGGUGGCCUUACAUUCUUUCCCCCUCAAACCAAAAUGGUGGAAGCGAUAUAUGGAUGACACCAAUGUAUGUUGGCCCCACGGCUUGGACAUGUUAGAGGAAUUUCAUACUCACCUCAACAACAUUUUUUCGUCUAUUACCUUCACCAAAGAACUUGAAUCCAACAACCGUUUAUCUUUUCUCGAUGUCUUAAUCUGUAAAAAGCCUGACGGAUCCCUUGGUCGUCAGGUGUAUCGCAAAACUACCCACACUGACUUAUAUCUUCAUUCGUCUUCUCAUCACCACCAUAGCCAGAAAGUUGGGAUCCUCAAAACAUUGGCUUUAAGAGCCCAUCGGAUUUGUGAUAAGGAUAACUUAGACCAAGAGCUCUCCCAUCUUCGUCAAGUCUUCCUUUGGAAUGGCUACUCGAACAAGCAGAUCACUAGGGCCUUCCUCCAAGCCAAAUCUCAUUUCCUUUCCAUCUCGAAUCCCGUGCCCUCUCCAUCUCAGGCCCCGUUUGUCUCUCUCCCUUAUGUUGAAGAGUCAGGUGUAUACAAGAUUGUAUGCUCCUGUGGAACUCCUUACAUUGGAGAAACAGGUCGUUCGUUCAUGACUCGAAUAAAAGAGCACAGUGCCGACAUUAAGCAUGAACGUGCCCUCAAAUCAGCCUUAGCCGAGCAUUCAACCACGACCAAACAUCAUAUCUGUUUGGAGGACACUCAGGUAUUGUGUAGGGAGAACAACUUUUUCAAGAGGAAAGUUAAAGAGGCCAUUGCUAUCAUUCGGCACCCAUCCAAUCUUAAUCGAGAUGAUGGGUUAAACCUUAGCAUCUCGUGGCACCCUCUUCUUCUGGCCCUCCAGCGUCAUCCCCGCCCCCCUCCUUGA
Messenger RNA from Cryptomeria japonica (Japanese cedar), 1446 nucleotides. RefSeq lists its product as uncharacterized. The transcript has 2 exons. Bases 1 to 1446 code for a protein of 481 amino acids. The record is from RefSeq and is a predicted model, not a curated record. NCBI's taxonomy places the organism in Eukaryota, Viridiplantae, Streptophyta, Pinopsida, Cupressales, Cupressaceae.